AUGGAUGGAUUAAGAGCACCGGAGGAUACAACGGAUAGUCGAAGACUGGUUUACAAACGUGUAUCUGGCCUAUACAAUGACUUGCGGAGGCCAGCUGAUGAUCAAGUCAGUGUUUCUAUCCUCCCAGACAAGUCUGGUUCCAAUUUAUCGAUCCCAGGAGGGGUGAAAGGCUUGAGGAUGAGCACUGGGGUGGAUCAGAACCUCCGAUCGAUCGUGCAGGGCUAA
Molecule: messenger RNA, 225 nt
Organism: Necator americanus (New World hookworm)
Lineage: Eukaryota; Metazoa; Nematoda; Chromadorea; Rhabditida; Ancylostomatidae
Exons: 2
Coding region: 1-225 (74 amino acids)
Source: RefSeq, a predicted model, not a curated record